Molecule: messenger RNA, 1580 nt
Organism: Hevea brasiliensis (rubber tree)
Lineage: Eukaryota; Viridiplantae; Streptophyta; Magnoliopsida; Malpighiales; Euphorbiaceae
Product: basic leucine zipper 4-like
Exons: 1
Coding region: 560-1156 (198 amino acids)
Biological process (GO): positive regulation of DNA-templated transcription
Cellular component (GO): nucleus
Molecular function (GO): transcription cis-regulatory region binding; DNA-binding transcription factor activity
Source: RefSeq, a predicted model, not a curated record
UCACUUAAGGUAAUGGGUGGUGGCCAUCUUUAUUUACACUCUCCGUGCCAACUAAACAAAUCAAAGGCCAUAUUUGUGCCCAUCGAUCAGACCAGCCAAGCGACCUGAUCACCGUUAACCACUAGGCUCAAGCUCAGGUACCUGCAUACGUGGCUCCACGUCAGCUACUUUCUAAACUAUUGGCUAUUAGCAUUAUUUCCUUUCAUAAAAGUGGGACCCAAAUCUUUGUUUCUACAGUGGACCCACCAGCUUAUGUCAGCUCCAAAUGGCCAUAUAUGUAUAUGCGGGCUUGCAAAAAGGCAUAGCUAAGGCUUGAAUUGAACUAACCCACCCCACCGCAUUAGUGCCCACUGACUCGAAAGCCAAUCCCAGUAAUCACCAUAAGAGCAAAUAGACCAAAACACCCCUGGAGUGCAUUUUUCACGCCCCAAAAAAAAGUGGGUCCCACCUCCCAGGAGUGCAGUCCAGUUUUGCCCAUAAAUAUGAGGCCCCUAGGCCGCAUUUAUUCCCUUUCCUCCUCCUCCUUUUCUCUCCUAUCUAUUGAGCAAUUUCGUCGGCCAUGUUGUCUGCUGUUCCUGCAGCCUUCUUCUCCUCCCCCGAUUCCAUGCUUGGAAACCCAUUUCCGUCCUUGUCAAACGGCUUCAAGCUAUGGGACUAUUCCGACCUUUUUGCCGCCACCGAUGACCCUCCAUCACCAAAACCUGUUGUUUUGAGUUCUGUUUCUGAUAAACCAAACGAACCGAACCGUUCUGACUCAAACCCUACCAACUCUAACUCCAAUUCUGAUGACCCGAACCAGAGCACCGUUUCGGUUGUCGAUGAGCGAAAACUGAGGCGGAUGAUAUCGAACCGGGAGUCAGCGAGGCGUUCACGCAUGCGAAAACAGAGGCACUUAGAAAACCUAAGAAACCAGGUGAACCGGCUGAGGAUUGAGAAUCGGGAACUAACGAACCGUUUGCGCUUAGUCCUGUACAAUUGCCAGGGCGAACAGAGGGAGAACGACCGGCUUCGGUCUGAGCAUCGUAUGCUGCGACAAAAGCUCUUAAACAUACGCCAAAUUUUGAUGUUCAGGCAACUGCAACAAUUCACAUCUGCAUGGCCAUCCAAUGACAUAAUCACGACCGAACAAACCCCAUCAUCAUUAAUGACAACAUGAUCUACAUAUAUAUAUAUAUAUAUAUAUAUAUAUAUAUAUAUAAUAAAUCAUCCCCUUAAAGUUUUGAAUAGUAACAAAGAGUCUCGUUACUAAGCAGAUGAAAGUCCCAACUCUUUUUGUUCUCCUACUCAAAGAGAAAGGGAGCAAAUAGUCUCUCCACUGUGCUCUUAAAACAAAGAAAAAUGGUGGGGUUUUGGGUAUGUUUGGAAAAAGAGCGGUUUUGAUGAAGCCGAGUUGGGCUUAUUGUAGCGUAUAAAACCUAGUUAGUUUUGGCUUUCAUUAGAGCAUAUUUUAUGUUGGCUAUUUUUACUAGUUUUUAGUUAAGAUGUAAUUGGAUCCAUUUUUUUCUUUUAUAAAUUUGGAUCCAUAAGUUAGCUCCGUUCACUCAUUUUGUCAAUAAAUUAAUUAUUAUAUCUAUUUAAUC